AUGACUAUGACUGCGCUGCCGGCGGCGGAAAUGCAUUUCUGGAAUUCGCAGCAGAUGUGGACUUCGGUUCCUUCACUAUGCCGAAAAACUUCCGCAGAUCAAAAAAAGAGCAGGACGAUGGCGAAACGAAGCGUCUUCAUGGACUGCCCUACCAAAGUUCAGGAGCGAGCCAUAUCAGUGAAGUCCUCUACAGUGUCUGACGCCUUUGAUUACAUGGAGGACUGGAUGACUGUCACAAUGCAAGAGUUGGACUACCGUAACCGCUACUACGACGAGAUACCAACCGGGAUGUUGGUGAGUGAGGAAGGAAAACUGUGUGACGACUUCGCCCAGCAGCCAGAGAAGAUCAAAAACAAGCUUUGGGCAUCCUUCGAGUCCAACGAUUAUGAUGCGGAUUACGAGGUGAGGCUUCAGACAGCCCACGCGGAAGAGCGAGGCGGUCACGUUUGGGUUGACGAGAACCCACAAGAGGAAUUGGAGAGACUGAAGGAUAAAGCCAGGCAUGCUACAAGCAACAGCAUGAGAAAAAAGGCAAGAGCCGACAUUGACCGACUGAAGGCAAAAUGGGUGGGAGACCACCCUUGGACCUCGUUCCACAGGCGUGACGUCUUGACGAUGUACAUUGCAAAAGCUGGUGCCAAGAAAGCAUUUGCCAGAGUUAUAGCAUCCAAGGAGCUUUCCUGUGGAUGCUGUGUCAUCAAUCCUUUCACGGGUAUGCUAGAGAUGUGA
Messenger RNA from Symbiodinium pilosum, 729 nucleotides. The record is from the annotation of a GenBank genome assembly. Lineage: Eukaryota; Dinophyceae; Suessiales; Symbiodiniaceae.